Molecule: messenger RNA, 2236 nt
Organism: Panicum virgatum (switchgrass)
Lineage: Eukaryota; Viridiplantae; Streptophyta; Magnoliopsida; Poales; Poaceae
Product: probable acyl-activating enzyme 1, peroxisomal
Exons: 2
Coding region: 118-1776 (552 amino acids)
Source: RefSeq, a predicted model, not a curated record
UCUGGUUUAUAUAAGUGCUGUAACCUCGUUAUCCACAAAGGCGUUGAACAAUUGGAUCGCAUAGUACUUCAUCGAAGAAGAAGCUAACUUGGGAGAUCGAGAACAAUCCCAUUUCACAUGGACGCUGCAAUGGAUGGAUCCGUGUGGUGCGCAGCCAACUACGUGCCGCUCUCGCCGCUGAGCUUCUUGGAGCGCGCCGCGCUCGUGUACGGUGACCGGGUGGCCGUCGUCUCCGGCGACAGGCAGUUCUCGUGGGGCCAGACGCGAGAGCGGUGCCUCGCCGGAGCGUCCGCGCUCGCGCAACUCGGCGUCGCCCGCCGAGACGUGGUCGCGGUCAUCGCCUCCAACACACCGGCGAUGUACGAGCUCCAUUUCGGCGUGCCCAUGACCGGCGGGGUCCUCUGCACGCUGAACACCUGGCACGACGCCGCCAUGGUGUCCGUCCUACUGAAACACUCGGACGCCACGGUGUUUCUGGUCGAGGCGCAGUUCCUCGCCGUCGCCCUCGACGCCCUGAGGCUCCUCGCCGGCGCCGGAGCCAACCUUCCUGUCGUCAUCACCAUCUCGGACACGGACAGUGGCGGCGGCAGCGGCAUGGACUACGAAGCUCUUCUGCGGAGCGCGCCGCGCGGCUUCGAGAUCAGGUGGCCGGCCGACGAGCGCGACCCGAUAUCGCUGAACUACACGUCGGGGACGACGUCGAGGCCCAAGGGCGUCAUCUACAGCCACCGCGGCGCGUUCCUGAACUCGCUAGCCACGGUGCUCGCCAACGACGUGGUGACCACGCCGGUGUACCUCUGGAUCGUGCCCAUGUUCCACUGCAACGGCUGGUGCAUGGUGUGGGGCACCGCGGCGAAGGGCGGCACGAGCGUCUGUAUCGGGAGCAUGGCGCCCAAGGUCAUCUUCGAGAAGAUCGUGCAGCACGGGGUGACCAACAUGGCCUGCGCGCCCACGGUGCUCAGCAUGAUCGUGAACGCGCCGGCGUCGGAGCGGAAGCUGCUACCGAGGAGGGUCCGCAUCUUGGCGGGCGGCGCGCCGCCGCCCCCGCAGGUCCUGGCCAAGAUGGACGAGCUGGGGUUCGAGGUCGUGCACGGGUACGGCCUCACGGAGACGUACGGGCCGGCGACAGUGUGCGCGUGGAAGCCGGAGUGGGACGCGCUGCCGCUCGCCGAGCGCGCCCGGAUCAAGGCGCGGCAGGGCGUGCCCCACAACAUGCUCCAGGAAAUCGCCAUCAAGGAUCCGGUCACCAUGGAGACCUUGCCCUCCGACGGGCGCGCCGUCGGCGAGGUCAUGGUCCGCGGGAACACGGUGAUGAGCGGGUACUACAAGGACGCGGCGGCCACGGAGGAGACCAUGCGCGGCGGGUGGCUGCGCACGGGCGACCUCGGCGUGCGGCACCUGGACGGGUACAUCCAGCUCAAGGACCGGGCCAAGGACAUCAUCGUAUCGGGCGGCGAGAACAUCAGCUCGAUCGAGGUGGAGUCGGUGCUGUUCGGGCACCCGGCGGUGCUCGACGCAGCGGUGGUGGCGAGGCCGGACGACCACUGGGGCGAGACGCCGUGCGCGUUCGUCACGCUCAAGGACGGGGCGAGAGCUACCGCGGGCGGCAUCAUCGAGUUCUGCCGGGCACGGCUGCCGCACUACAUGGCGCCGAGGACGGUGGUGUUCAGGAGCGAACUCCCCAAGACUUCGACCGGGAAGACGCAGAAGCAUCUGCUCCGGGAGAAGGCCAACGCCAUGGGAAGCCUGCGUAAGCCAGACACAAGCAGGCUCUAGCUUUGUUCGUGGGAACAGGCUCAUUAUUCCUGAGAGCCUGCUGGUGGUUUAGCUUGUUCAGUUAUGGUGAUGCAGUUUCAAUAAGGUAUUCAGCCUUCAGUCACUACGGGAACAGAGAAUUUGUUCGUGGAAAUAGAGAAUUUGCCGUGUGUCAAAGCACACGGCAAAGGCCGAUAUGCCCACGGCAAAGUCUUUGUCGUGUGUCGCACAUGGCAAAACCCACAUGGCAACCAGGCAUCGGCAAAGCUGGCCUUUGCUGUGUGCUAUAUAUCGGGCACACGGCAAAUGGCAGGUUUGUCGUGUGCCUGAGUUUACACACACGGCAAACGUUUUGGCACACGACAAUAUGGGGGUUUCCGGUAGCGAGUCUUGUUCUAACAACCAGCAUGAGCAUCCUGUGUGUGUGGGUGGAUUGCUCAUUAUUGGAUUAUCCAAUCAAAUAAAUGUUCAUAGGAAACAA